This is a messenger RNA of Verticillium nonalfalfae, 1059 nucleotides long. RefSeq lists its product as uncharacterized. The record is from RefSeq and is a predicted model, not a curated record. Gene Ontology annotation, molecular function: (3R)-hydroxyacyl-[acyl-carrier-protein] dehydratase activity. Lineage: Eukaryota; Fungi; Ascomycota; Sordariomycetes; Glomerellales; Plectosphaerellaceae. Bases 1 to 1059 code for a protein of 352 amino acids. The transcript is spliced from 2 exons. Gene Ontology annotation, cellular component: mitochondrion.
AUGAAGUCGUUGUCGGUUCAAUGCCCCGGGCAUUCCCUCGGCGGCAUGCUUCGGGCUCUACAGACAAGAUCAUUUUCUUCUCAGGCAGCAGCUACACCGGCGAAUUCUAUCAGAGACAUCCUCAACAAACCAAAGCAUGUACCAGACCACUUGUCACCAACCAACUCCCGCCUCCUGACCCUCUCGCUGUCAGACUAUCUGCCCCCUGAGUGUCUUGCGCCCCUCCAGCCGCAGCCCUCACCGUCCAGGAAGCCAGCCCACCCCCUGCCACAGGGCCACCACCUCGUCUAUUUCCCCAUCCAGGCGCGCCCAUCGGAGCUCCAUCCCGAUGGCACCGACGCAGACCACUGGCCGGGACGUCCCUUUAUGCGGCGAAUGUGGGCCGGCGGCGAGGUUCUCUUCCGCCCAGGCUGGGAGAAAGACAUGCCCCUCGACGGCCGCGAGGCCGUCUGCACGGAGACCGUAGAGGAAGUCCGUCUCUCGGGCGAGGGCGACAAGGCCAAGGCGUUCGUCGACGUCUGGCGGCGGUACACAGUCGCAGAUGGCGGCAGCGACGCGGCCCCGGCCAUCGAGGAGAGGAGGACCCUCGUCUUUAUGCCCGAAGUCGAGGCUCUCACAGGCGACGUGGCGGCCGCGGCUGCAAAGAGCCCACCGCGCAUCGUCAAAUCACCGCACACGCCAGACUACGCCUUCGCGCUGACGCCGAACCGCGCGCUGCUCGCCAACUUUAGCGCCCUCACGUACAACGCGCACUCGAUCCACCUCGACGGCGCGCUGACUCUGGCCGAGGGCCCCCGCGCGCUGCUCGUGCACGGCCCGCUGACGCUGGCGCUCGCGUUCGCGGCGCUCCGGGGCGCCGCGCCGCGCGAGGGCGUGCGGAGGCUGGAGUACCGCAACGUGGGGCCGCUGUACUGCGGCGAGCGGCUCCGGGUGUGCGUCCGCGAGAAGGAGGCCGGUUCAAGGACGGGGCCUGCGGACGAGAGGAGGUGGGAUGUGUGGGUGGAGGGGCCGGCGGGCGGCAUGGCUGUCAAGGGAACGGCGGUGACGGGGGCAUUUUGA